UUGGAAUUCUCAAGUUAAAUGCAUCAUGGGAGCAUGAAAUCUGGGUCAUCCAAUAACAGUAUAAUCAGCAACAAUGGAGUUUUCAAAAGCAAACACUGCCAUCAUCAUCUACCACUGAAUCCAGGAACCUCCAAGUAAGUACUGAAAUGGAGGAGAAGCGCCGAGACGCCGGAAACUUACCGGCGAACACCACGGAUUCGCCUUCAUCGGAGCCGCCUUCGUCUCGCCGUCGAGCUGGAGCUCAGAAGCGAAAGGUCAGCGCUCUCGGUGGCUCUAACUCCUCAUCCGCUCCCUCGAAACGCGUUACUCGGGACAAAUUUGCUCUUUCGCAUCCUCCAAAUCACAACGGUCCUUUCACUAGAGCUCGACUUGGCCCUAACAAUGGCGCUGGAACAGCAUCGGGUAAUGCGGCUGGAGGUCUCUCCGCCGCGGGAUCAGUUAAGGUGGAGGGAUCUUUUCUUCAUUCCGAAGCUCAGCGUGGAGACACACUGGUUGCCGCGGCGGAGGAAUUGAACAAGGCGAGUAGAUUGGCGAAUUUGGAAGCGUCUUUCGUAGCUGAUUUCGAAUCUAUUAAAUCUCGGGGUACGAAUGCUCACGUCGUCCCGAAUCAUUGCGGUUGGUUUUCAUGGACAAAAGUCCACCCGAUUGAGGAACGCUCGAUGCCUUCUUUUUUCGGUGGAAAGUCUGGCACUCGAAAUCCUGAUAUUUAUAUUGAGAUACGUAAUUGGAUUAUGAAAAAAUUCCAUGCAAAUCCUAGUACGCAGAUUGAAUCAAAAGAUGUAUCAGAGAUGGAAAUCGGAGAACUAGAUGCUAGACAGGAGGUGAUGGAGUUUCUAGACCAUUGGGGUUUGAUUAAUUUUCACCCUUUCCUAUCCGCAGAUUCAACUUCAACAAGUGAUGUUGAUGAUGAAAAUCAAAAGGACUCUUCGGUUGAGAAGUUGUUUCACUUUGAAACAUUAGAAUCCUCUCCAUCUGUUGUUCCAAAGACUAAUGUUACCACCGCUCCACCAAGAUUGCUUCGAGAAUCUGCAAUUUCUGAAGAGAUGGUGAGGCCUGAGGGUCCAUCUGUUGAGUACCACUGUAACUCGUGCUCUGGUGAUUGCUCUCGGAAACGGUACCACUGCCAGAAGCAGGCAGAUUUUGAUUUAUGUUCGGAGUGCUUUAACAAUGGGAAAUUUGAUUCUGAUAUGUCUUCAUCAGAUUUUAUUCUCAUGGAGUCUGCUGAGGUUCCUGGUGCUAGUGGAGGUAAGUGGACAGAUCAGGAAACUCUCCUCCUCCUUGAGGCUUUAGAGCUUUAUAAGGAAAACUGGAAUGAGAUUGCGGAACAUGUGGCCACCAAAACAAAAGCCCAAUGUAUAUUGCACUUCAUUCAAAUGCCAAUUGAAGAUAGCUUUCUUGAAUCUGAGAACAACGAUGAAGUCAGUGCUAAAGAAACUGUUGUUCCGCCGUCAAUUGAAAAUGAUUCGUCAGUUCCCAUGGAUAUCACUGAAUCGAUGGAUAAUAAAACUACUGGAAAAGAGGCCUCGAAUGUAGAAAAUGCCACCAAGGAAGAUACAGUUGAGGUAAAAGUUGGGCAGGAUAAUUCAAAAUCAAAGGAUGUUGAAGUAAAAGCUGCUUUAGACAACUCGAAAUCAGAAGAUGGUGGUCAGAAGGCUUCUGAAGACAUUGCCUUGAAUGCUUUGAGGGAGGCAUUUGAAGCCAUUGGUUAUGUAUUAACAUCUGAUCAGCACCCACUUUCAUUUUCUGAUGUAGGGAACCCUGUCAUGGCACUGGCUGCAUUCCUUGCACGCUUAGUUGGACCUGAUGUUGCCAGUGCAUCAGCUCAUUUUUCUUUGAAAAGCAUGUCUCAGAAAUCUCCCAGUUUAGAUCUGGCUACAAGACACUGCUUUAUUUUAGAAGAUCCACUAGAUGACAAGGCACAAGCUAAUCCAGAGAGGGUUGUCAAUGUGGAAGCUCAGCAAAAUGUCAAUGAACAGUGUGAAAAACAGAGGAAAGACACUUCUACUUCAGUUUUAGAUGAUAGAGCCUUAUCAACUACUAACAGUAGUUACAAAAAUGGAGAAUCUGUGACAGAGGAAACUACAAUGGAGAAUAGAAAUUCUGCAGAUGCUACUAAAGAACACGAUCCAAUGGUUAAUCAUGGUUCAGAUGGAACAAAUAAAUUGAAAGAACUGACAGAACCAGAAGUGCCCAAGGAUGAUAGAACAGGCGUUGUUAAGGAAACUGAAAAUAUGGAAUCAAAAUUGACAACAAAUACAGUUGAAAAAUUGGGAGAAGAAACUUCUGUUGAAAAGCCAUCACAAUCUACGUUGUUAUCAAAGGAUAUACAUAUGUCAGAUCUACAGUAUGCUGAAAAAACUGAGAUUCAGAAACCUGUUCCAUCUCCUUCUGUCAAUACUUCAAAAAUAGAUGAUGUGCCAAAUCCUUUACCUUCCGUGAAUGAACUUCAGCCAUUGGUUGCUGCCAAUUCAGUGAAAGUAGCCUCAAGUGAUGCAGCUAUGGUGUCUGAUCCUCGAGAUAAGAAUGAACCUGCACAAACUGAAACAUCUAAAUCUGUGGUUGACCAGGGAGCAAGCAAGGUCUCUGAUUCUUUGCCCACAGAAGAGAAUGCAACUCCACAGCCAGUUAAACCAAAUCCAGUUAUUGAUAAAGGAACAGAUGAUAAUCAAAGCAAGAACAAUGAAGAAGAAAAUUCCAAAUGUACAAGUAAGAAAGAGGAAAAAAUCGAUAAGCUGAAGCGUGCUGCAGUUACGACGCUUGCAGCAGCAGCUGUGAAGGCAAAAGUUCUGGCUAAUCAGGAAGAGGAUCAAAUUCGUCAACUUGCCAUGAUAUUAAUCGAGAAACAGCUGCAUAAGUUGGAAAGAAAGUUAGCAUACUUCAACGAUAUGGACAAUGUGUCGAUGAGAAUCAGGGAGCAACUGGACAGGUCAAAGCAAAGGCUUUUCCAGGAACGUGCGCAGAUAAUUGCUGCUCGACUCGGCGUACCUGCUUCAGCAUCACGAGGUGUGGCACCACCAGGAAACAGAAUGGCUAUGAACUUCCCAAUCUCAGUUCCAAGGCCUCCAAUGGGCAUGGCGCCCCAAAGGCCACCGACUUCUGGACCACGGGUAUAGCUAGCUGCUACUAAUCCUAACCCGAAAUAUGCAACCAACCAACACCAGUACCACAAUUUCUGUAAGUUCAUUUCACCUGCAAAUCAUCAGGACACACUUUCUUCUGUUGGUUCCAAGUAAAUCAAAUAUUAGCUUACUGAUAGAGAUUGCAACCAUUGUAAUACAGCAGAAUUCACUUCAGUUUACUGUAUAACCCAUUUGAUGUUUGUGUUGUAUUAGUAGAUUUUGGAAUUUGGGAGGAAAAAGAGUAUAAUUUAGCUUGCCAGAUCUGUUCGCCACAA
Cucurbita pepo subsp. pepo (vegetable marrow) is the source of this 3394-nucleotide messenger RNA. RefSeq names its product SWI/SNF complex subunit SWI3D. The record is from RefSeq and is a predicted model, not a curated record. Gene Ontology annotation, molecular function: zinc ion binding; protein binding. NCBI's taxonomy places the organism in Eukaryota, Viridiplantae, Streptophyta, Magnoliopsida, Cucurbitales, Cucurbitaceae.